Chelmon rostratus (copperband butterflyfish) is the source of this 4287-nucleotide messenger RNA. It is a transcript of the gene cmtm6, whose product is annotated as CKLF-like MARVEL transmembrane domain containing 6. The record is from RefSeq and is a predicted model, not a curated record. Gene Ontology annotation, cellular component: membrane. Bases 130 to 702 code for a protein of 190 amino acids. NCBI's taxonomy places the organism in Eukaryota, Metazoa, Chordata, Actinopteri, Chaetodontiformes, Chaetodontidae. The transcript is spliced from 5 exons.
UGACAGAUUGAAGUAAAUGCGGAAGUUUGGUUGAAGUCUGUUCAGAGAAACAAAGCAAGAAGUGACGUUUAACGUCGCAACUGGAAACUUAGCUUUUCUGGGAACUGGAAGAAACCUGAACGCUCCAUCAUGGCCACGGGGGAAGUUUACAGCCUGACCACGACGCCGAACCCCAAAUCCUCCUGGUUCAUCGUCCCAUCUGAGAAUCUGAGUAAACUUCGUUUCGCCAUCAAAGUCACUGAAGUGCUGCUGUCCUUCGUGGCCUUCGUCCUGGAGGAGGCGGUCCACAGCUGCGUCAGCUGCACUGCGCUCUACUUCUUUGAGUUUGUCAGCUGCACCGCCUUCCUCUUCACCCUGCUGCUCCUCGUCCUCCUCACCACCACCCUGCACACCAGGGUGGGCAUCACCUGCUGGCCCAAACUGGACUUUUUGUACACCGGUGGCAUCGCUCUGUUGUUCCUCAUCGCCUCCAUCGUUUUCGCUUCAGACAACGGCGGCACGUCUUUGGAGAGCAUUGCUACGGCGUUUGGCUUCUUUGCAUCGAUCCUGUUUUUCGUCGACCUCGGCGUGUUUGUGAUGACCGGCGGGUUUCCCUUCAGAAAAGACGGGAAGCAGGAGGCCACUAACGGCGGCCCGGUGGCGGCGGCGGCGGCUCCUCCAGAGAUGGAGAAACUCAACGUGCCGGUCAACGGAGCAGAAUAAGUCUGUUUUCAUGUUGAUGCUCACGGAUCAGAGUUUAUUUUACGCACUUUUCCUUUAACGUGAUGAAAGGAGGCGGAGCUUCAGCGACCAGCGGCUGACAUGAUGUCCAUUUUUAAAGUAAUUUAAAAUCCCUUUUCAGUGUCAUUUCUGAGGACGCUCUGAGCUGCCAUCAUCAGUAUAAUCAAUCCUCCAAUAGCCAGUCACUCAGAGUGCAGAGCGUCCAUCAGUGAGACACUUUAAUAGAAGCAGGUGUGUCGCUGUGAUUCUACACAAACAGCAUGUUUCUCACCUUUUAUUGAACAUUUAAAACAAUAUUUUUGCAGGAAGAACAGACACAGAAUCACAACAUUCUGCUGUAAAGUGUAUUUUUAAGAUUUUAAUCAAUGCAGUGAAUUAUUAUCAUCUGUCAUUGCAUUGUUUUUAACUGAUGAAAUCUAUUGAGAAAGAUUUGUCUAGUUUGACUAAAAUAAAAUGCUGCGUCCAGAAAUUCCAAUAAUUGACUGAAAAGGUUAAAAGAUUUUUUUAGAUGUCAGUGGUUCUUGUCAUGUCCAAGACAAAUCUGAGGUCUCGGACAUGAUUCCAGGGAGAAUUUCUAUUUUUUUUAAAUAUUUCACACUUUUACGUCCUCAGGUCACAAAAGUAUAUUUUAAAUUAGACAAUCAGACAAAGAAAAUUCACUGUGGUGAAGGCAGUCAUACUGAACAAGGGCUUUCCUGGAACAUUGUUUUUUCUUUGCUCUGUUGAGGCCCUGAACGCCUCAUGAAAGCUCACAUUUAGACCCAGAAGAUGUUUCAGUUUGUGCUGAAAUGACAGAACUCUUAAUAAUGGAUGUGGCUGUUUCUAAACAUCUAAAUAAAAGAAAACUCUACGUCAGCGGCCUCAAACAGAAGCAAUAAGUUUUCUUUGAGUAGAUUUCUGGGUAUUUGUCGUCAAUAUCAAGUCGACAUAAUCUGUUUUAUUUCGGAUCAUUUCUUAUUAUUUCAAUAAAAAGUGUCAUGUUUUGUCCAGCAGAUGGAGCUAAGUCACUUUUCUCUCCUCUGGACCGGUGAGGAGGUUUUUUUUUCUGCUGCUGUUCAGAUCAAGUUACUGUUAAAACGAGCAUCAGAUUAUUAUUCUGAAUUCCCUGAAACUGUUUCAACAGCUGACGGAAAUAAAACCCUCACAUUCACUGUGUUUGCACACAGACAGCAGGAAGAGAUUAUAUGAAACUUCACGUUAGAAAAUCAGUUUCAGACACCAAACACACAUUGGCAAAACUUUCCCAUGAACCUUUGCCAAAAGCCCCUUGUUCAGCACGAUGAGCUGACAAACAUGGCUGCCAGCGUCCCACCUGAGAGUCCAGCAGCUUCUCUCAUUGACCUCUGAGCUCCCCGUCAGGAUAUUUGGUUUGUCUUUGUGGGACCUUUAUGUUAGAGACAGGCCUUUGUUUCUUCUUUCUUCUGUUUCAUAAGCGUGUAUCUGAGGCUGAAAUGUAUGUUUUUGAUAUCGUUUUAUAUUCUUCAACUUGCUAAUUUUAGUGUCGUUGUUUUGAGUCGUCAUCGUCCGUUCGAUCCAAACACUCGGUUUGAGUUCAUUUUAAAGGUCUGCAGCCAAACUCUGCUUCCUGUUCUGCCGAUUUUAACACUCGUCUUAAUCACUUUGUAUUUAUUAAAUUCAAUAUUUUAUGAAGGAAAUUCAGUUUAAAAGGUCUGAAUGUGAAUGAUUUUACGAGGAUCAGCCGUUAAUUUUCCUGUCUGGAUUGUUUUCUUUAAAUUUUGUCUGAUUGGAAUUUUUACUGUUAUUGCCAGCAAUCAUUGUUGAGUUAAUUAGUGACCAGAAUAUAUGAUUUGUUAAAAAGGCCCCCAGUCCCUCCCACAGCAGGACCUCCUCUCUGACCCAGUUGUUUUGCGUCUGUUUGUGCUCAUUGUGUUUCCUCUUGUGGUUGUUUUGGGUCUCUUUGUAGUGACUUCGUGCCCUUUCAGCACUCCGUCCAUGCAUGGAGUUCAGGGAUCAAGACAAGAUGAUCAUGUUUGGGUGAAAUAUUUCUUUAAUAUUUUGGAUGUGUGGCCUCUGAACACAGAGAGUGGCUUUAUCCUUCAGUCACGUUCAGUUUUCAGGUUCGUCCAUACGUACACAUCCGACACGAUGACACUAUAUCUCAUUAACACCUUCGUGGAAUUGCUUCAAAUUUGGCGCAAAUGUUCAUUUGGACUCCAGGAUGAACUGAUUUUGGUGGUCAAAGGUCACUGUGACCACACAAAACUUAUUUUUGACCAGAACUCAAAAAUCCAGACACUAAUUCUGACAAAAUAUCCCACAAAUGUCUCAUAGAAUAAAACUGUGACGUGAGGUCAAAGGUCAGCUUCACUGUGACAUCAUCAUGUUGUGCAGAAACUCUUUUCCGUCCAUCAUUCAGCAGCAUCGAUCAGGACGGUGAUCAUGUCUCACAUCUGCUCAGAUCCUGAAUCAGUGGCUCUGAUCUUGAACCUGAGCUGAUUGUUUGGAUCUUCUGAGCUGCAGGUUCAACGUGUGUGAAGCCUCCACGUUUCAGUCUGCAGCUUCUCUGCAGCAGCGGCCAUAUCUGAAGCAUCGUCGUCCCCGCGAGCUGAUUGGUUGUGCUGAUGUUGAUCUUCAGCUGAUUGUCCAUCAGUCCUCUGUCCUCCUCUGGACAAACAGUCUCUAAGUGAGGACAGCGUGUGUCUCUCUGGACAUUAUUCACUGGAAUCAAACAUGUUAAUACAGAGAGAAGUUCAGUUUCAGCAAAUACACUCAGUACCUUUUAUUAAACUCUUUAAAAGACUUCUAUGAGUCUGUAAUCUAACCUGACUGCUUGGAGGAGGCAAACAACCGCGAGGCUGUGAUUCUGGUUCUAAGAUUGUUUUUGCUCAUAUUUAGAUUUUUAUGCCCAGAAGAUGAAGCGGACUGCAAGUUAAAACAAAUAUAACUAAACAUUUGUUCUGAGCAAAUCAAAAUCACGAGAUGUAGAACUGUGACGUAAUUCUACGAUGUCGAGUCAGAACUUUGACACACUGGUGUGCACAUUUGUUGUGGGCGUCCAUACAGGGACCAGGGGCCUGGGACCUGGGACCUGGGGCCUGGGACCAGGGGCCUGGGACCUGGGACCUGGGACCUGGGACCUGGGACCAGGGACCAGGGACCUGGGACCUGGUUCUUCAAAUAAUGUGAAAACCUAAAACAUCACAAUGAUUUUAUUCAGGGUCCAAGCACCUGAUGAUGGACGAGGAAAUCUGAGGUUUUCAACUUUGAUACAAAGACACAAUGUAUGAAUAAAUAAUCAUCAGAUACACUGGAAAACUUCAGAAAAUAGGAAAUAUUUCUUGUCAGACAAUCCAGAAAUCUGUUUAUACAUCAACAUGAUUGACUUUCAUUUUCAGGGCCAAGUUUGUUUUUGGAUGUUUUUUCUCCAGGAUACUUCUCCGUUCUCUGUCUGUAAAAUAAAUUAGUUUUCUAUCUAUACACGUGUAACACAGAACACACUGUAUGUGGGUACAGUUAAGACUUCACUUUGUCUCAUAGAAGUGCUGUAAUUUCAUAUCUGAUGGGAUCAUUGUAUUAUUCUGUCAUUUAAUAAACAGGUUUUCAAGA